GAGUAUAUAUUUACUGGUUUUGGCUCUUGGCAAAUCUAACUCAGGUACAGUUCCUUCACCAGCUUCUGAAGUAAACGCUUCAUCAGAAUUAGGAGAAGAAGGGGAGACCAGGCGAAUCCUGAAUGGACGUGAGGUUUUUGACACCAGAUCAUACAUGGUGUGGUUGCGGCCAACGACUACCCACACGGACAUGGUGGACAAAAAUUGGCUAUGCGGUGGCGUAAUCCUUAAUGAACAAUAUAUACUCACUUCCGCCGCGUGCAUAGAAGACGUCAAGCACUUUUACGUGAUUACUGGGACCCACAAGUGGUUGCCAGUAUCACAGACUAAUGAGUGUAUUAAAAACGGCGCAUUACGUGCCAUUUGGAAAUGUGUCCAUAGAACAUAUCGUUUCGAUGGAAAUGUGUUUAACAACAUACGUUGGAUGGUGAACGACAUAGCAGUUGUCAUGACCGAAAGCGCAAUUUCCUUCACCAGACGUGUAAAAGGCUGCGAUUUCAUUCCAAGCACGAUCAAAUACAAUAACAUCUCUAAAGAUUAUGAGGCACCUGGAACCAAGGGAUACAUCGCUGGAUGGGGUUCUAACGAUAAAUAUACUGAUGCAGCAGACAUGAUAGCCCGAACCAGCGUCAACUCCCCCGUGAUGAUGGAAGCGGUGAACAUCAUAAUCAACAAAGACAGCUGCAAACAUCGCUGGUUGCCGCGCUACCACUCAAUCAUCGACAAGUACAUGAUCUGCGGAAAAACGGCCCGCGUCAACAAAUUGAGCGAUUCUUGUGUUACUAAUCAAGCAGCGUGCAGACAGCUGAUUUUCUCAGAGGAGGAAGGACCUCGAAUCAGGAGGUUCGAGGGGGAUCCUGACAAGCUCCUUCUACACUCCGCAGCGGAAGUCAAGAAGAGGGAGAAGAUAGAAAAAAUGACGAGACGUAUGGCGCGGAACACAAAUGGAGGGUUUUGCGAGAAUGACCACGGUGGCCCGUUAGUCAUCGGGCAUGGAUCAGAUAGCAUAGUGGUUGGCAUCAUGUCGUCGUACAGGGUUCAUGAUAACUCGAAACAAUGCUACGGGCCGUUCCUUUACACCAGUGUUUACAAUAACAGACAUCUUAUUCAUUGUGCCAUCUACAAAACUGAAGGAGACGACUGUUCGACGGUGUUGAGAGAUCAAUCUAGCGUGCUAGAAGAGGAAACGUAUGACUGGGGGAACAUUACAGUCAGGGCUAAGACGGUAUACGAAGACGAAGGCCAACCAGUACUUCGUAGCAGCAACGAUACCAUUGACCCGUUAGCCCCGGGCACGACACCCGGAAAUACAGAAACCUUGCCGAGCGACACAAAGAUAACAUAACUAAAAUCGUG
Messenger RNA from Cydia fagiglandana, 1356 nucleotides. RefSeq lists its product as uncharacterized. NCBI's taxonomy places the organism in Eukaryota, Metazoa, Arthropoda, Insecta, Lepidoptera, Tortricidae. Gene Ontology annotation, biological process: proteolysis. The record is from RefSeq and is a predicted model, not a curated record. The coding region runs from base 155 to 1345 and encodes 396 amino acids. Gene Ontology annotation, molecular function: serine-type endopeptidase activity. The transcript is spliced from 10 exons.